This is a messenger RNA of Phytophthora nicotianae INRA-310, 402 nucleotides long. RefSeq lists its product as hypothetical. The record is from RefSeq and is a predicted model, not a curated record. Lineage: Eukaryota; Oomycota; Peronosporomycetes; Peronosporales; Peronosporaceae. The transcript has a single exon. The coding region runs from base 1 to 402 and encodes 133 amino acids. Gene Ontology annotation, molecular function: zinc ion binding.
AUGCUGCAGUACACGGCGUGUACGGACGAAGAUCUGCCAGAUGAGUACAUGGUUAACCCGGACGAUUGGACGUGCUCGUGCGCUUUUAGCGUUACUCGAUUACUACCGUGCCGCCAUAUCAUCUACUACCGCAAAGCGACUGGCUGUAAGGACUUAGUUCCUGAAAGUAUUCUGCACCCGCGUUGGUUGAUCAAGAAUUACCGCAAAUUAAAGCAACCAUCCGUUGAUUGCGACGUUGCUGAGCCGUACGAGGAACGCAAGGUCCCGGCAGUGUCUAGUACCCGUGCGAAAACUCAAAAUGAAAAAUUCAAGGAGCUACUAGCUGUGGGGAAACAAAUAGCUGAAGUCGGCUGUGACUGGGGGACCAAAGCGCACGCUGACCUGAUGAAAUCGAAUAGCUGA